This is a messenger RNA of Cotesia congregata, 1281 nucleotides long. The record is from the annotation of a GenBank genome assembly. Lineage: Eukaryota; Metazoa; Arthropoda; Insecta; Hymenoptera; Braconidae.
AUGUCGCUCCUGCAAAUAAUUAUUCCAACAAUUCUCAGUGUACAAUUCAUCCAAAUUGACUCAAAGUCACUCGAUAAUCCGUUGACACUAAAAAAUUUACAACUUACUGCUCCAUCAUUUCAACCUAAAGUAAAUUUCUCAUCACCAAUCAGCGUCAAACAAUCAAUGACAGUAGGAGCAAUAAAGCCAAUCGGCCAAAAUCGCCAUGGAAAAUUUUUUUACUCUCCAUCAUUUCUUACCGGUUUGGGAAUCGGGAGCUUAGCAAGUUCAGCAGCAUUAUCCUCAUCUCCGCCGAUGUUAUCACCAAAUUCAGAACCGCUGUCACGACGAAACUCACGACCAAUGAACAUGUUCAUGGAUACAAAUCAAAGUUUGCCGAGACCUCAAAUUUCUAUGCCACCGCAUUCUUUGAAUCCUUACGACGCAAAUUAUCCAUACUUUGCACUUUCGACAAGUCUGUUUGAUCAUUCGCUUCGCUCGAUUUACAGCUUGCUGGAAAACUUGAAGAAUCAGUUGGCGAACAGGGAAACUUCUAAAGAGCCAACCAGAGUAACUGUCAAAAAUUUAAACGACGAAAUUAACAACAGUGCCGAGGAGACUUCCAACGUUAAAAUUGUAAGCAAAGAUGAUGGAAGUCACUUUGGUGUCGUCGAUCGGACUAUUUUAAAAGAUGUCAUUAAAGAAUCCAUUGAAGAGAUAAACAAAGAUUUAGAACAAAGGCAAGUAGUGAAUAUUCGAGCCACUAAGAACAAUACAAAUAUCACAGCGACGAACGAACAAAAUCAAACUGAAAAUACCAGCACGAAUAGUCCUGUCACAGCUCCAACUCCAAUAUCAACUACGGAGUCACCAAUUAUUACAUCUUCUAAGCCGGAAUAUCAUGGUGGUAAUCCACAGCCCAUACAUAAUGUAAAUUUAAUAAAUGGAUUUCCAUCAACUGAAUAUGGGCAUCCUCACAAUGAAAUUCACUAUGGCCCACCGCCAAGUAUUUUUGAUCAUGGAAAUAUCAAUGGGUAUGGCCAUGAUCAUUUAUUUGCACAAAAUCAUCUUCAUGAUCAUGGAUUUGCGCAAACCCAUCCUCAUGAACAUGAAGUAUUUAAUCCAAACUACUAUCAUUCUGAGCCAUAUUAUGGAGCUCCAGAAAAUCACUCUCCAACAGAUUUUUUUCCGUCACCAACCGCCGAAAACUGGCCCGUCUAUCCACCUCAUGCAAGGGCAUUCAAAGUUUCCAGUAAAACCAUACCGAAAACAAAUAUCUUUCGGCCAAGUAAACUAGUAUAA